Molecule: messenger RNA, 2139 nt
Organism: Erinaceus europaeus (western European hedgehog)
Lineage: Eukaryota; Metazoa; Chordata; Mammalia; Eulipotyphla; Erinaceidae
Gene: SLC2A2
Product: solute carrier family 2 member 2
Exons: 11
Coding region: 67-1653 (528 amino acids)
Biological process (GO): D-glucose transmembrane transport
Cellular component (GO): membrane; brush border
Source: RefSeq, a predicted model, not a curated record
UGGUCAGCUGUACACAGCACACUCACCACAGGACCUGGACAGAGGACUGAAUUCCCGAACUGCACCAUGACACAAAGUGAGGUCACCGGCACCCUGGUUUUCACUGUCUUCACUGUCAUGCUGAGCUCCUUCCAGUUUGGUUAUGACAUUGGUGUAAUCAACGCACCCCAGCAGAUCAUCAUCACCCACUACAGGAGUGUGCUGGACGUCCCCCUGGAGGAGCGGAAGGUCACCACCACCUAUGCUACCAACAGCAUACAGGAGCUAUCCACAAUCUCAAGUCCCCGGAACCCCACCUCAGCUACCUCCUGGCCUGAGGAAGAGGAAGAAGAGGCAAUGGACUCCCCUGGCCUUAUUGUCAUGCUGUGGUCCCUGUCGGUGUCCAUGUUUGCCAUCGGAGGGAUGAUUGCCUCCUUCUUCGGAGGCUGGCUGGGGGACCGGCUUGGAAGAAUCAAAGCCAUGUUGGUGUCAAACAUUCUCUCACUGUCUGGAGCUUGUUUGAUGGGAUUUUCAAAAAUGGGACCAUCUCAUAUUCUUAUAAUUUCAGGACGAGGCAUAUCUGGACUCUACUGUGGCCUCAUCUCAGGCUUGGUUCCCAUGUACAUUGGUGAGAUCGCCCCGACCACACUCAGGGGUGCUCUGGGCACCCUGCACCAGCUGGCCAUCGUCACAGGCAUCUUAGUCAGUCAGAUCAUCGGCCUCGACUUCCUCCUGGGCAACCAGGAGCUCUGGCACGUGCUGCUGGGGCUGUCAGCCGUGCCUGCCUUGCUGCAGUGCCUGCUGCUCCUCUUCUGCCCGGAAAGCCCCAGAUACCUCUACAUCAAUCUGGAGGAGGAGGAGAAGGCUAAGAAAAGUUUGAAGAGACUCCGAGGAGCCGCUGAUAUCAGCAAAGACAUCACUGAGAUGAGAAAAGAGAGGGAGGAAGCCGCCAAGGAACAGAAAGUCUCCAUACUCCAACUCUUCACCAACUCCAAUCACCGCCAGCCAAUCCUGGUGGCGCUGAUGCUGCACAUGGCUCAGCAGUUCUCUGGGAUCAACGCGAUCUUUUACUACUCGACCAGCAUUUUUCAGACGGCUGGAAUCAGUCAACCAGUUUAUGCAACCAUUGGGGUUGGUGCCGUCAACACCCUCUUCACUGUUCUCUCGGUAUUUCUUGUGGAGAAGGCAGGGAGACGCUCUCUGUUUCUGAUUGGAAUGAGCGGCAUGUUUUUCUGUACCAUCUUCAUGUCAGUGGGACUUGUGCUGCUGAAUAAAUUUCCUUGGAUGAGCUAUGUGAGCAUGCUGGCCAUCUUCCUGUUCGUCAGUUUCUUUGAGAUUGGGCCAGGCCCCAUCCCCUGGUUCAUGGUGGCCGAGUUUUUCAGCCAAGGGCCGCGCCCUGCUGCUUUGGCCAUAGCCGCAUUCUGCAACUGGUCCUGCAACUUCGUGGUGGCUCUGUGCUUUCCCUACAUCGAGAACUUCUGUGGACCUUACGUGUUUUUCCUCUUUGCCGGAGUGGUCCUGGGCUUUACUCUGUUUACAUUUUUCAAAGUUCCAGAGACCAAAGGAAAAUCCUUUGAAGAAAUUGCAGCAGAAUUCCGAAAAAAGAGAGGCUCAGCCCCAGAGCCAAAAGCUGCAGUAGAAAUGAAAUUCCUUGGAGGGAUGGAGACUGUGUAGAGAUAACCUGCUUUUCAAAUUGAACAAGAACUGAGAGGAAGCUCCGUUUUCUUCACUGACAGUGUCUCUCCACGUUGCAAAGUGUUGCUUUAUUUUUUCAGAGCACCUUUAUGGGCUUUGACUAGAAAUUUCAUCAAGUAUUACUGACAAAAGUAUUUUUCUAAGUUUGAGACUAUAUUUUUGAUAAGACUCUAUAACUAAGUAAACCAAAAAGCCUAAUUCAUUUGCUACAAGAAAGGGCAAGCGCAUUUCUAAUGUUCUUAGCUCAGUUCUUUCUAACAAAAACUUCCCAGAAAUGGAAGUGAUUUCAGUGUAUCAGAUAUUAAUGCUGUUGUUUGGUAGUAAGCUUCAUGUAAAAAUUAAUAAUUUCUCUCAUUCAUUUUUUAUUGUGCCAUACAAUUUGUAUUUAGUUUAAGAGUUUACUUUUCUUGUGUUUUCAUACAGGAUAACUUACUGCCUCCAUUAAAAAAUGUUUAUAAAGAGAAA